AUGGUUACAAUACCGCACAGGCUCGUGCCCCGGACGGACACGUCUUCUUCCUCACGCGAGGCGCCUUAUAUCGCCCUCAUAAUACCCGCGGUCGUGUUCAUACUCCUGGGUCUCUGCAUUGCCCUCCGCAGCAUUAUGAAGCGUCGAGUUGCCAAGUAUGGCGAGCGCUCACUCGAAUUUUGGCCGUGGAGCUGGCUCAGUGCUUGUGUGGGCGGUACACGGCACCCUCGUACUCACUCCUGGGAGGUGAGCGUCUCGUCGCCUACAGGGCUCCCCCGCGAAAUGCGACAGACAGCAGCGCCGCCACCCCCACCAGCGCCUUUGCAACAAAAGCAACCAGGCCAUGAAGAGCGGUCAGGGCCAACCAGAAACAUAUGGGAGACGGUGGGCGCUGAUCACUAUCGGCCCAAGAACAAACCCAACAAUCGCUCCAGCAACUCCAGCAACUCCAGCAACUCCAGCAGCAGUUCCAGUACAGUUUCUGGUGACGAUGCUCUUGCUCCGCAACAAGGACCGUCAACGUCCACGAUCACCAAACCAGCGCCUGCGAGGAUAAAGAGGGAUGCAUCGUCAGAGCGUUCAGGUCGCAGCAGUCUCGAAGAGGGCGAUGAUAGCAGCAGUACGCGGAUACAAAAGUAUGGUAGGCAGCUGGCUGGGCCACCAGUGCUGCAACUUCCUGCUGAUUUUGGCCGCUCGGGAAGCAGCUGGGAGAUUGAUACUAAGAAACUGUAG
Messenger RNA from Pyricularia pennisetigena, 732 nucleotides. RefSeq lists its product as uncharacterized. The transcript has a single exon. Lineage: Eukaryota; Fungi; Ascomycota; Sordariomycetes; Magnaporthales; Pyriculariaceae. The record is from RefSeq and is a predicted model, not a curated record. Bases 1 to 732 code for a protein of 243 amino acids.